AUGGCGGAAGGGCAGUCACGAGGUCAGCUGCUUGCACGACGGAACACAUUGCUUGCUGCUCUGGGUCGGGUAGAGGCGUUUGUUGCCGGUUACGACGCUCAACGGGACCAUACGCAGGUGACAUUGAGGCUCGAGUACCUGAAUGGAGUAUGGAACAACCUGGAGACAGUACAGGCGCAGCUUGAGGACAACGAGACGACCGAUGAAGGUAGGGCAGAGCACGCUGCCACUCGUGCAUCCUUUGAACCUCGGCUAUUUGAAAUAAAAGCCAGUCUCAUUUCAAAAUUGCCUCCUAUUCCUAACAAUCGGAGCCCUGUUCCCCCACACGUGUCCUCUACUCUCUCUGGUAUCAAGUUACCGACGAUUUCUUUGCCCGAAUUUAAUGGAGAUUACAUGCAAUGGCUUGCAUUCCAUGAUACAUUCUUGGCGCUCAUUCAUUUAAAUCCGGAGGUGCCGGAUAUUCAAAAAUUUCACUAUUUGCGGGCAGCUGUCAAGGGGGAAGCUGCUCAGUUGAUCGAGUCGAUUGGUAUCAGUUCCGCUAACUACGUUUUGGCUUGGCAAACAUUGGAGAAUCGGUAUUCGAAUGACUACUUGCUAAAGAAGCGGCAUAUGCAGGCACUCUUCGACAUCCCGCGCAUGAAGAAGGAGUCUGCUGCAUCACUACAUGGGUUGGUUGACGAAUUCGAGCGGCAUACGAAAAUCUUGCAUCAACUGGGAGAACCAACCGACGCUUGGAGCACUAUAUUGGAACAUCUGCUGUGUACGCGCCUGCACGAUGAUUCACUGAAGGCAUGGGAGGACCAUGCGUCGACGGUAGCGAAUCCGGACUACGCCUGUCUCAUCGAGUUUCUGCAGCGGAGAACACGAGUGCUAGAAUCCAUCUCUGUGAACCAUCAUACAGUAGAAUCAGCGUCAACUUCUGGUAUUUCAGCUCAUCCACCAAAGAAGAAUCAUCUCCACUCUCAGUUCCGCUUUACUUCGUGUUCAUCGACUGCAAGUUUGGGUGAAAAGUGCAUCGCCUGCAACCAGUCGCAUUCCGUGACGAAGUGUCAGAAAUUCAACCGGAUUUCACCGAGUGAACGUCAGCAGCUUGUGAAUUCCAAACGCCUUUGUCACAACUGCUUGAAGGGUGAUCAUUUUGUCCGCAAUUGUCCUUCAAAUUUCAGCUGUCGGAAGUGCAAUCGACGUCACCAUACGCUUCUUCAUUCCGGGCAGAGCGAUGGUUCCCGAAAGAACGUUAGCGAAGGAGCUUCCUCUAGUCCUGGUGCAACCGCUUCUACUACGCCAUCUAAUGGGUCUUCUGUGGUCGAGUCAUCUACGCAAUCUACGGUGGCUGCUACUGAGGAUGUUCCUGUGGUCGAAGUUAGUUCUGCUCUACAACAUCCUCGCGAAGACGUCUUUCUUCUCACUGUCAUUGUGAAGGUCAUCGACACCUACGGUGUGGAACAUCUAGCUCGUGCACUUUUGGACAGUGCAUCUCAGCCGAAUCUCAUCACGGAUCGCAUGGCGCAAAUUCUACGAUUGCGGCGACAACCCGUGAAUGUUACGGUACAGGGAGCCGGCAAGCUAUCUAAACCGGUACGUGAAUCGGUGUUCGUACAGGUACAUUCAAGGACGGGUGACUUUUCGUGUGGCGUCAGCUUUUUGGUGAUGGACAAAGUGACGGCAAAUCUCCCUUCGCAAAGCGUUUCAACUGUGGGAUGGAAGAUUCCGAAGGGGUUGCUUCUGGCUGAUCCAUCCUUCAACGAAAGUCAACCGAUCGACAUGGUUUUGGGUGCUCGGCACUUCUACUCCUUCUUCCCCAGCGCUGCACGCAUUCAGCUUGACAGAAAUCUUCCGAUUCUGGUCGACAGCGUCUUCGGCUGGAUUAUCGUUGGCUCGGCUAGCACAAACCCCCCCGAGCAGACUGCUCCUACGCACACCACUUGUGAUGCAGUCACUGUUUCAAUGUUUUCGCUAGAGGAUUGCUUGGAGCGUUUUUGGAAAACCGAAGAGCUGACAACGAACGAUAAUUAUUCGAUAGAAGAACGGCGCUGCGAAUCUCUGUACCAAUCUACCGUUUCUAGAGACUCCGAAGGCAGAUAUGUUGUACGAUACCCCCGAAAACCUGAUUUUGAUGUGAUGCUAGGCGAAUCCAGAAGCAGUGCACAGCGACGGUUCGGAUAUCUGGAAAGACGACUGGAACGAGACUCGAAAUUGAAGGACGAAUAUCAUCAGUUCAUGCGAGAGUAUCUCUCCCUCGGCCACAUGCGGCUGGUCGAAGCGGACGACGAACGCAACUCUCCCACCUACUAUCUACCUCACCACCCCGUAAUUAAGGAAGCAAGUACGACGACCAAGGUCCGGGUCGUGUUUGAUGGCUCUGCGAAAACUUCUUCCGGCUUCUCCCUCAAUGAAGCUCUUUGCGUUGGUCCCGUGGUGCAGGACGAUCUGCUGAACAUUAUCUUGCGGUUUCGAACCUUUCCCGUUGCUCUCGUCGGAGAUAUUGCCAAAAUGUACAGGCAGGUACAGGUCCACUUUGACGACACACCGUUACAACGCAUUCUGUGGCGAUUCUCCCAACAUUCUCCAGUACAGACGUACGAACUACUGACCGUUACUUACGGCUUAGGUCCAUCAUCGUUCUUAGCGACACGAACUCUCCAGCAACUAGCGGUGGAUGAAGGUGAUGCGUACCCGGUAGGCGGUCCAGCAUUGAAAAAGAGUUUUUACGUCGACGAUUUCAUCUGUGGAGCUGAAACAAUUGAAGAAGCUAUCCGUAUGCGAGUAGAGCUGAGCGAACUUCUGCAGAAAGGAGGAUUCGAGCUCAGAAAAUGGACGUCGAACUGUCUCGAAGUCCUCCAAGGUCUCUCUGAUGAUCAGAUCGGCACGCAAUCCGCGUUGCACUUUAAUCCCCACGAAACCAUCAAAGCACUUGGAAUCAGCUGGGAGCCUGAAGCAGAUUACCUCCGUUUUCAUUCGCAGAUUCGAUCUAGCAGUGAACCUCCAACGAAGCGGUCUAUCCUCUCCGACAUCGCCAAGUUAUUUGACCCUCUUGGACUCAUUGCCCCCGUCGUCGUUCGUGCGAAAAUCCUGAUGCAGGAAUUGUGGUUGUUGUCCUGCGGUUGGGAUGAUCCUGUUCCAGAACCGAUCAAAUCGAGUUGGGAAAUCUACCACCAAGAGCUGGUGAAAAUAUCUGAGCACCAUGUCAACAGAUAUGCAUUUCUUCCGAGUUCCGUUAUACAGCUGCACACCUUCGCGGAUGCUUCUCAGGCAGCAUAUGGAGCUUGUACGUACGCCCGAUGUGAAGACGACCAAGGAAAGGUGAGGAUUCAACUGCUAGCGUCGAAAUCCCGAGUAGCCCCCAGCCCCUCCCGAAACAAAAUCCUAGCUACGGGCCUGGUAGCCCCGCUGAAACGAAUCACAAUCGCCCGUUUGGAAUUAUGCGCAGCCGUGCUAGCCGCUCAUCUACACGCGCGAAUCAAAAAGGCCAUCGACGUCAACGUUUCUGCAUCGUACUUUUGGUCAGAUUCCGCCGUCACUCUACAGUGGUUACGAUCACCUCCGAACGUCUGGCCGACCUUCGUCGCAAACAGAGUCUCGGAAAUACAGCAGUACACGAACGGAUGUCAGUGGAAACACGUUCCCGGAGCUGAAAACCCUGCCGACCUGGUCUCGCGCGGCAUGUCAGUCGACGAAUUUCUACAAAGCGACUUGUGGAGCUGUGCCCCAGGCUGGUUGUCACUGUCACCACAAGAUUGGCCAAUCUUCAUUCCCCCAGGCGUGCCAGCAGAAGAGCUGGAGUUAAAAACUACGGUUGCACUCACCCAAGCAGUUCCUACCGUUCAUCCCUGGUUUCUCCGUUGGUCUUCCUACAGCCGAUUACUCCACGUCAUCGGAUAUUGUAUGCGAUUUGUCACCAACACCCGUUCAAAAGCACGAACCCAACCUUCGCCAUCCUCCAUUCCGGUCGACCAAUCACUUACCGUAGCAGAACUAGCCAAUGCCAAAACGUUUCUCGUCCGACUCGCUAAGCAGGAUGGAUACGCCGCAGAAAUAAAGCAACUGGAGAAGGAAAGCGCCGUGCCGAAGCAGUCCCACAUUCGCCGAAUGAGCCCAUUUUUCGACCCAGAGAGAGUGUUGAGAGUGGGAGGUCGUUUAAAUCUUGCCCAGUUACCCUAUCAAGCAAAGCACCCUGCGCUUAUUCCCACCAACCAUCCGUUCACUCGACUAAUCGCUGAACAUUUUCAUCGCAAACUGCUGCUGCUCACUACGAUUCGCGAGGAAUUCUGGCCACCCCGCGGCCGUAGACUGGUUCAAAGCGUAGUACGAAAUUGCUUCCGUUGUACUCGUCUUAAUCCAAUACUGGCCCAACAACAAAUCGGUCAGUUACCUGCCCAGCGUGUGAUCCCAAGUCGUCCAUUCAGCAUCACCGGUGUCGACUAUGCUGGCCCACUAUACCUUCGCCCGAUACACAAACGUGCCGCACCUGCAAAGACUUACCUGUGCCUCUUUGUAUGCUUUUCAACCAAAGCAGUGCAUUUGGAAUUAGUCAGUGAUUUGUCCACUCAAGCAUUCUUGUGUGCCCUGCGACGAUUUAGUGCUCGUCGUGGACGGCCCACACACAUCCACUCAGACAACGGGAAAAAUUUCGAGGGGGCAAAAAAUGAGCUGGCUGAACUGUUUGCCAGAUUUCAUAAUCGUGCUGAACAGGCUGAAAUAGCUUCUGUGUGUGCCGAGGAAGGGAUCACCUGGCAUUUGACACCACCCAAGGCACCUCACUUUGGCGGCCUGUGGGAGGCAGCAAUCAAAAUAGCCAAAAAACAUUUGUACCGACAGCUCGGUUCAUCUCGCCUUACGUUCGAGGCUAUGUGUACCGUACUAACACAAAUCGAAGCGAUCAUGAAUAGCCGACCAUUGCUUCCACUUUCGGAGGACCCCAACGACCUAGCUGCAUUGACACCAGCGCACUUUCUCGUCGGUUCAUCACUACAUGCCUUGCACGACCCAGAUUUAAUGAACGUACCUGCCAACAGACUCGACCACUAUCAACAGCUGCAAGUGCAUGUGCAGCAAUUUUGGUCGCACUGGAAGAAGGAGUACCUACAAGAGCUGCUGAAAGAUACCCGCGGAUGGAAACGCAACAACGAAAUUGUUCCGGGGAAAAUGGUCAUCUUAGUCGACGAAAUGCAACCACCGAUUCGAUGGCCACUUGCCCGCAUAGAAGCAGUUUUGCCCGGCAAAGAUCAUCUCGCACGAAUUGUUUUGCUCCGUACAGCCCGUGGCAUCAUCACUCGUCCGAUCGCUAAAAUUUGUCUACUACCUUACUCUACGGUGGCAUCCGAAGCAGAAAAACAUCCAGCAACUAUCAGCGACGCACCUACAACCUAA
This is a messenger RNA of Topomyia yanbarensis, 5370 nucleotides long. RefSeq lists its product as uncharacterized. Gene Ontology annotation, biological process: DNA integration. The coding region runs from base 1 to 5370 and encodes 1789 amino acids. The record is from RefSeq and is a predicted model, not a curated record. The transcript has 2 exons. Gene Ontology annotation, molecular function: nucleic acid binding. NCBI's taxonomy places the organism in Eukaryota, Metazoa, Arthropoda, Insecta, Diptera, Culicidae.